UCGAGGCUCGCUUUCCCAACAUGCUCUGCAGAGAAACCAAAGAUGGCGGCUGUCGCUAUUGUUCGGUGGUUGGGGCUCCGCAGUAGGCUUGGCCAGCCGCUGAAGGGUCGGCAGGCAGGUCUUUGUGAACGGGCACACAGCUGCAGAUUUUAUUCUGGAAGUGCAACCCUCUCAAAGGUUGAAGGAACUGAUGUAACAGGGAUUGAAGAAGUAGUAAUUCCAAAAAAGAAAACUUGGGAUAAAGUAGCCGUUCUUCAGGCACUUGCAUCCACAGUAAACAGGGAUUCUACGGUUGUGUCUUAUGUGUAUCAAGAUGAUCCUUUCCUUAUACCGACAUCCUCUUUGGAAUCUCGUUCAUUUUUACUGGCAAAGAAGUCUGGAGAGAAUGCAGCCAAGUUUAUUAUUAAUUCAUACCCCAAAUAUUUUCAGAAGGACAUGGCUGAACCUCAUAUACCGUGUUUAAUGCCUGAGUACUUUGAGCCUCAGAUUGAAGAUAUAAGUGAAGAUGCCCUGAAGGAACGAAUCAAGCUCAGAAAAGUCAAAGCCUCUGUGGACAUAUUUGAUCAGCUUUUGCAAGCAGGAACCACUGUGUCUCUUGAAACAACAAAUAGUCUCUUGGAUUUAUUGUGUUACUAUGGUGACCAGGAGCCCACAACUGAUUAUCAUUUUCAACAAACUGAACAGUCAGAAGAAUUGGAAGAGGAAAAUAAUGAGAAAUCUCGGAAGAAAGGUGGUCAUCAGUUUGGAGUUACAUGGCGAGCAGAAAACAACGCUGAGAGAAUCUUUUCUCUAAUGCCGGAGAAAAAUGCACAUUCCUAUUGCACAAUGAUCCGAGGAAUGGUGAAGCACCGGGCUUAUGAGCAGGCAUUAAACUUGUACACUGAGUUACUAAACAACAGACUCCAUGCUGAUGUAUACACAUUUAAUGCAGUGAUUGAAGCAACUGUAUUGGUGAUAAAUGAGAAAUUUGAUGAAAAAUGGCUUAAUACCCUGGAGCUGCUAAGACAAAUGGUUGCACAGAAGGUGAAACCAAAUCUACAGACUUUCAAUACCAUUCUGAAAUGUCUCAGAAGAUUUUAUUUAACUGCAAGAGUACCAGCCUUACAGGUUUUACGUGAAAUGAAAGCCAUCGGAAUAGAACCCUCGCUUGCGACGUAUCACCAUAUUAUUCAGCUGUUUUACCACCCUGGAAACGCUUCAAAGGGAUCAUCUUUCAUCAUCUAUGAUAUAAUGAAUGAAUUAAUGGGAAAGAAAUUUUCUCCAAAUGACCUGGAUGAUGAUAAGUUUUUUCAUUCAGCCAUGAGAGUAUGCUCAUCUCUCAGAGAUCUAGAACUUGCCUACCAAAUACAUGACCUUUUAAAUACCGGAGACAACCGGAAAUUCAUUGGACAUGAUCAUUGGCGUGAUUUCUAUUAUUCCAGGUUCUUCAAUUUGAUUUGUCUAAUGGAACAAAUUGAUGUCACCUUGAAGUGGUAUGAGGACCUGAUACCUUCAGUCUUCUUUCCCCACUCCCAAACAUUGAUUGAUCUCCUCCAAGCAUUGGAUGUAGCCAAUCGGCUGGAAGUGAUUCCUCAAAUUUGGAAAGAUAGUAAAGAAUAUGGUCACAGUUUCCGCAAUGAACUGAGAGAAGAGAUCCUGACACUCAUGGCAAGGGAUAAGCACCCGCCAGAGCUCCAGGUAGCUUUUGCUGACUGUGCUGCUGAUAUCAAAUCUACAUAUGAAAGCCAACCUGUCAGACAGAAUGCUCCGGAUUGGCCAGCCGUCUCUCUCAACUGUAUAGCUGUCCUCUUUUUAAGGGCUGGGAGAACCCAGGAAGCCUGGAAAAUGUUGGGGCUUUUCAGGAAGCAUAAUAAGAUCCCUAGAAAUGAGUUGCUGAAUGAGUUUAUGGACAGUGCCAAAGUGUCUAACAGCCCUUCCCAGGCCAUUGAGGUGGUAGAGCUGGCAAGUGCCUUCAGCUUACCUAUUUGUGAGGGCCUCACCCAGAGAGUAAUGACUGACUUUGCAAUCAACCAGAAACAAAAGGAAGCCCUAGGCAAGCUAACUGCAUUCACCAGUGACCAUGAUACUGACAGCAGCAGUGACAGUGACAGUGACAGUGACAGUGACACCCGUGAAGGCAAAUGAAAGUGGAGAUUUAGGAGCAGCAACAGCCUCACCAUAGCUACUGGAAUUGCACCUGAGAACUGAGAUACGCUAAUAUUUAACAUUAUUACAAAGAAGACAAGAUGCAGAUUUGGUGAAUUUGUUCUGUGAGGUACAGUCAGUACAUGGCUGACUUAUUUGCUGCUUAAUAACCAUUUAUUAAUGCACCAUUAAAGGUUUAGCAUUUAAGUAGCAACAUUGCCAUUUUCAGACACAUGGUGAGGUCCGUGGCUCUUGUCAUCAGGAUAAGCCUGCACACCUGCAGUGUCAGUGAGCCGACCUCACGCUUCCAUCGUUGUGCGAUUGCCCUCUCCCUGCUGCUGGGCUUCUGCUUUUCUUGGCCUGAUGUGAUGCUGGUUCUUCAGAUAUCUUAGAAAGGUGUUCAUGCAGUUACAUCACAGUUGGUUUUGGGUCAAUAGUUUCCCAAUUUCAGGAUAUUUUGAUGUCAGAAAUAAUGCAUCUUAGGAAUGACAAAACAGGACAGUGGCAGUUUAGGGUGCACGACUGGUAAAAUGACUGUAAAUAAAUGUUGUAAUUAAUGUACAUGUGUGCAUUUGUUAUUUUAAUAUAGCCAUUGCGAAAGUUUUCUAACUUGAACACCCA
Molecule: messenger RNA, 2745 nt
Organism: Saimiri boliviensis boliviensis (Bolivian squirrel monkey)
Lineage: Eukaryota; Metazoa; Chordata; Mammalia; Primates; Cebidae
Gene: PTCD3
Product: pentatricopeptide repeat domain 3
Biological process (GO): mitochondrial translation
Cellular component (GO): mitochondrion
Molecular function (GO): protein binding; rRNA binding; ribosomal small subunit binding
Source: RefSeq, a predicted model, not a curated record